AUGAGACGGGGAAUAAACCUGGAACUGGAAAUAAACCUUCGACGGGAAAUUAUGCUGCAGCCAUUUGAGUAUGAUCCAAAUGAGAAAAACAAACAUAAGUUCAUGGUGCAGUCACUCAUUGCUCCUCCUGGUGAAGUGGAUCAGGAAUCCAUCUGGAAAUCACAAGAAGGAGGUGCUUUAAUGGACACCAAGUUGAAAUGUGUUUUUGAGCUGCCUGCAAACCAAGUAACAACUGCCACUUCAGUGUUGGAGACGGGCAACUCAGGAAAAACAGGUAAAGUGGAGAGUCCAGGGAAGUCAGCAGAGAGGGAUCUUGAGUCUGUAGUGGAAGAAUGUAGGAAUUUAAGACAGGAGAUAAGUAAUCUUAGGACAGAAAACACAACCUUAAGGGAUGGUGUUCGGCAGCGUAGAGCUGGUGGAGACUCUCAGAUGACAUCCAUUCAACCAUCUGUGAUGGAAACCAAGAUUAACAACAUGCCAUCUGUGGUUGCGCUGGUUGUUGCCAUUAUCAUUGGAAUUCUUAUUGGCAAGGUUAUCUUGUAAAAGUUGUGAACACUGGAGCCAUCUGUUACUGUUUCCAUCCUCUUGUCUGAGAAUUUGGGACCAGAAGUUUAGAUCAAAACUUAACUUACAUGUACUAACUAUAUACCGGCAAAUCAAUAAUAACAAAAUAGAGUAACAACAGAACCUGUUGGAGAUAUUUACAGGUUGACUCAAAUUAUUGGACUGUUAAAAUUCGCAUUCUGUUCUUUGUAUACUGAGUGAUUCUGUUUAGACCCACAAUAAUAAACAUUAAAAAUACAAAAACUAUACCGAAAAGAAGAAGAAAAAAACCAGAAAAAAACCCCAAAUCAUCUUCUUGAGGAAUAACUGUACAAAUUAAAUGAAAAUUGUUAAGAAGACAAUGAAAAUGUGGCUUUUGUUGUGUAGGUCUUUGUGAUUCCAGCAAAGAGUUAAAGAGUUUAAGCUGUAAUUAAUACAGCAAAGUUUGAUUAAUAAGGGAAUCAACGUGUAGUGAAGAGGUUUUCAACUAGUGGUUUAAUCCCAACGAGACCUGGUUCUUGAUAA
Molecule: messenger RNA, 1068 nt
Organism: Asterias rubens (European starfish)
Lineage: Eukaryota; Metazoa; Echinodermata; Asteroidea; Forcipulatida; Asteriidae
Product: vesicle-associated membrane protein-associated protein B-like
Exons: 5
Coding region: 1-543 (180 amino acids)
Biological process (GO): endoplasmic reticulum membrane organization
Cellular component (GO): endoplasmic reticulum membrane; plasma membrane
Molecular function (GO): FFAT motif binding
Source: RefSeq, a predicted model, not a curated record